CCUGAGCUACUGAGGAAGAGGGGGAUGGAGACCAGUGAUCCCAAGCUGAACUGUAAGAGCCGAUCCAGUAGUCAUCUGCAGUCAAGACUCAGGCUGUGACUCUGUGACUGAUACAGAAACAGAAGACGAGAAGAACCCAGUUUACUCCCACAGACUUGCCAUGAGUGAAGAACAUGGAUCAUCCAAGAGCACUGGGGACCAUCCGGUGGUGCAGCCUGACCGCAUACGGUGUGGGGUGCAGACAACAGUUUAUAUUAUCAUGAAAUGUAAACUAGAUGGCAAAGUGAAAACUGAAGUUGAAUUCUCUCCAGAGAAUGCAUCAUCUGUGCGUGUGCCAGCUGAGGUGGAGAAUGAGUACGCAAUCUCUGUGGAGGCUCCAAAUUUAACCUCUGGGACAGUGCCUCUGCAGAUAUAUUCAGGGGAAUUGAUGGUGGGAGAGACAAGCAUCACCUAUCAUACCGACAUGGAGGAAAUUAGCAGUCUGUUGGCUAAUGCAGCCAACCCCGUACAGUUCAUGUGCCAGGCUUUUAAAAUUGUUCCAUACAGCAUAGAAGCACUGGACAAACUGUUGACUGAGUCACUCAAGAAGAAUAUUCCUGCCAGUGGCUUACACCUGUUUGGAAUCAACCAGCUGGAAGAAGAAGAUAUGACAACAAAUCAGAGGGAUGAGGAGUUGCCAACACUGCUUCACUUUUCUGCAAGAUACGGGUUGAAGAACCUCACCGCCUUGCUGCUUACAUGCCCUGGAGCACUGCAGGCCUACAGUGUAGCCAACAAAUAUGGCCACUAUCCAAACACCAUAGCAGAAAAGCAUGGCUUUAAGGACCUCCGCCAAUUCAUUGAUGAAUAUGUGGAAACUGCAGAUAUGCUGAAGAGUCACAUUAAGGAAGAGCUGAUGCAAGGCGAGGAGGAUGAGUCUGUUUAUGAGUCCAUGGCCCAUCUGUCCACUGAUCUGUUAAUGAAAUGUUCCUUGAAUCCUGGCUCCGAUGAAGAGCUUUAUGAAUCCAUGGCUGGAUUUGUCCCUGGUGCCCCAGAAGAUCUCUAUGUAGAGAUGCUUCAGUCCAAACCAGACACUCCAGUUGCUGGAGAUGAAGUUUCUCUAACUACAAAAGACUCAAUGCUCCGCAAGUUUUUAGAAGGCAGUAGCAUGGAUGCGCCAGAUUCGGAGGAAAGAGUUUACCAGCAGUAUGGUGAAGAUGUAUACUACUCAGUGGAACAAGAUACUUUUCCACAGGAAAUGGCUAGCAGACCUCCAGUUCCUGUUCCAAGACCAGAAUCCAGCUCUCCACAGCCAGACAAUGAGCUGUACAUCUCCAAAAUUUUUGCACAGAAAGCUCAAAGACCUGAGAAUCUCUAUGUCCCUAGAGGAAGGGUUAAGAAAGAGACAAUAGUCAGGCCUGUAAGGGACCUGUCUCAAUCAAGCAUAUAUGAUCCAUUUGCUGGAAUGAAAACCCCAGGUCAACGGCAGCUGAUUACGUUACAGGAGCAAGUGAAAAUGGGCAUACUCACCGUUGAUGAAGCUGUACUUCAUUUUAAGGAGUGGCAACUGAACCAGAAAAAGAGAUCAGAAUCAUUCCGUUUCCAGCAGGAAAAUCUGAAACGUCUACGAGACAGCAUAACCAGGAGGCAAAUGGAGAAGCAAAAAAAAGACAAAAGUGCAGAUUUGGAAAUUACAGUACCCAUUCGACAUUCUUAUAAUACUUUAGGGAAACCAGAAUGUGGAAUAUAUGAAUACACCCCCAGGAAAAACAUUUUCCCACCAAAAAAGGAGUUAAAGCGAGGCGACUGGAAAACAGAAAGCACAUCCAGCACAACAAGUAGUGCAAGUAACCGCUCCAGCACUCGGAGCAUAUUGAGUGUCAGCAGUGGGAUGGAAGGGGACAGUGAGGACAACGAGGUCCCAGAAACAACUAGAAGCCGCAGCCCAGUAGCCCACCAAGCAGAGAGGCUGCCUUUCCCAGAAAGGCCUCCCAGAGUGCCUCCUCGAGGUGCAAGCAGGCCUGUAAGCUGUGAAGGCUUUUAUCCUCCACCUGUGCCCCCAAGAGGUCGCUGAAUCUCUCAACAUCUGUGGAAUAUGAGAUUUUUCUGUUUGUAUGUGUGUUUGUACAGAUAUUUUUGGGUUGCCUUAAAUUAUUUAUAAGGGGGAGCCAAAUGUUUUCUUCUCCUUCUUCCUCCCUAAAGCUCUGGUGACUUUUCCCAUGAGCUUCACCAAGACUUCUUGGCCUUCUAUAACUUUUUUGCUUGGAAGAAUUUUGGUUCUUCGGGACUUCAAGAAAAAGUAUCAUGGUUGAGAAGGAGAACACUCGUGUGUCUUCGCAGUCCUGCACUAACACGAAGUUUCCCUUUGGCCAAGAAAGAACAUAUGUCCUUUUAGAAACUAAAUCCUGAUAAGCAUUGUUAUCAAAACCCUAGA
Haliaeetus leucocephalus (bald eagle) is the source of this 2413-nucleotide messenger RNA. It is a transcript of the gene PIK3AP1, whose product is annotated as phosphoinositide-3-kinase adaptor protein 1. The transcript has 16 exons. Gene Ontology annotation, molecular function: phosphatidylinositol 3-kinase regulatory subunit binding; signaling receptor binding. The record is from RefSeq and is a predicted model, not a curated record. Gene Ontology annotation, cellular component: cytosol. Bases 161 to 2053 code for a protein of 630 amino acids. NCBI's taxonomy places the organism in Eukaryota, Metazoa, Chordata, Aves, Accipitriformes, Accipitridae.